AUGGUGAUGUCGAAGCAGAGAUAUGAGGAGAUACGGCAGCAGAGGAUGGAAGAAAACAAGAAGAAACUGGAACAACUUCAUCUUCCUCUUCUCUCUCAAGCCCUUCACAAAACGGCUUCCUCCCCCAAAGCUUCUCCUAUGAAGAAGGUGAAACCUCGUCCGAUUGGAACAGAACUAGUUGCAGUGAGACGAUCAGGCCGUUUAACAAACAAGCCAACUCCUGAUUACAAAGAAGUUACAGUUUUUGAGCGUGUGAUUUUGCCCAGAAGAAUAUCGUAUCCGAAAAGGAAUUUGUCGAAUAGGGUGUAUGCCUCUGAUGAAGCCAGGGCUUGGGCUAUAGAAGAAGCAGAAAAACUGGAGUCAACUCUGGAAGCGGGUUAUCCCACAUUCGUGAAACCAAUGCUUCAGUCUCAUGUCACUGGUGGCUUUUGGCUGGGCCUUCCAACUCACUUUUGCCGAAAACACCUCCCCAAAGGCGAUGAAACUGUCACAUUGGUAGACGAACAAGGAGAGGAGUGGCCAACGAUAUACUUGGGGCGUAAAACAGGACUUAGUGGUGGAUGGAAGCGAUUCGCAGUUGAUCAUGACUUGGUUGAUGGAGAUGCUUUGGUUUUCCAAUUAACUGGGCGGACAGAGUUUAAGGUUUAUAUCAUCAGGGAAAAUGGUUUUGGGAAGGAGGAAAGCACAUAG
This is a messenger RNA of Oldenlandia corymbosa var. corymbosa, 690 nucleotides long. The record is from the annotation of a GenBank genome assembly. NCBI's taxonomy places the organism in Eukaryota, Viridiplantae, Streptophyta, Magnoliopsida, Gentianales, Rubiaceae.